UUCAAAAGGGGUUGCCCUCUUUCUCCCAUCAAAAGUCCUCAACCAAACCCCACUUCUCCAAAACUGAAACAAACAAAAAUACCUAUAGUGAUCUCUUUCUCUUAUUCGAUUUGAAUCACUGAAAUGGUUACUACACAUCAACAUUAUUGGAUGAAAAGGUUAUCAAUAAACCCACAAGCUCUUCUUCUUCUGUUCUUCUGCUUCUUCUUCAUUCACCAUUGCGACGCCUCGAGAGCCUUGUCACCAUCAAGCGUUUUCUACAUAAUCCCUAAUGAUGAUCACAACAAAAACACUAUGAGGAGAGACCAUUUCUUUGGAAUCUUGCCAAGACACUUACCUGUUCCGGCUUCUGGUCCUUCACGAAAACACAACGACAUUGGUCUACAAGCAUUGUUGUCUCCAUGAUCAUGCUUACUCACUCUCUCUCUGUCUCUCUAGUGUAGUUUAUAUAAUGUAUUGUAAUGCAUGAACUUACACAAAACAAGAGUAGAAAACCAUUCAUCGCUCUCUGAUGUUUGAUUUGACAUGUACACUGUUCAGAUGUUUGACCUCUUUUUAAUUGUUUCUUGAUCUCUUGGUUAUUUUUUAUUUUAUUUUUUUUUGCUAAAAGUCUUGGUUAUUUUUUUUGGGGUGUUGCAUUGCAUGUAACUUCUUUAGAGUAUAAGUGAAAAUAAUGUACUGGUUAGGAUGGGUUUUGUUACUUUACUCCCUUUUUUUCUUUUUCUUUUUCUUUUGUAUAUGUAAUUAAAGUUUGCGAGAUGAGAUGAUGCAACUUCCGUUUCUUCAAUGCGUGAUUUAACAUCUUUAAUUACGUUUCACCUUGUUAAUUAUUUCAUUUAUUUCUAAUAAUAUAUCAAAGCCGUUGAUAAUUUCAUUUCGUAAAGUUUAAUUUGAUAAAAAUGAAAUACAACAACUUCAUUACCUUUUACAGAACACCGUGGGUCAUCUUUUACUCGUUCAACCAAUGAGCUAUGAAAAGAAUAAAAAUGUCUUCUCAAAGGUUUAAAUCUUGGAUAAAGAAUCUAGUAUUUAAUUAUAG
Brassica napus (rape) is the source of this 1039-nucleotide messenger RNA. RefSeq names its product protein IDA-LIKE 4-like. NCBI's taxonomy places the organism in Eukaryota, Viridiplantae, Streptophyta, Magnoliopsida, Brassicales, Brassicaceae. The record is from RefSeq and is a predicted model, not a curated record. The coding region runs from base 124 to 405 and encodes 93 amino acids. Gene Ontology annotation, biological process: floral organ abscission. The transcript has a single exon.